Molecule: messenger RNA, 782 nt
Organism: Trematomus bernacchii (emerald rockcod)
Lineage: Eukaryota; Metazoa; Chordata; Actinopteri; Perciformes; Nototheniidae
Product: protein FAM219B-like
Exons: 7
Coding region: 125-634 (169 amino acids)
Biological process (GO): mitochondrial electron transport, cytochrome c to oxygen
Cellular component (GO): mitochondrial inner membrane
Source: RefSeq, a predicted model, not a curated record
AGUAGUAUGGAACCUUUUCACUCAUGCAUUAGCUGACAGAAGUGCCUCCCUGCUCCCGAGGAGAAGAGCAACAAAGUCCCACCAUGGCUGUUUUGUGGAAUAAAUUGUGACAACUACCGACAAGAUGAUGAACGACAUCAUAGAGGAACCGGAGAAGGACACCCUGCUGGAGCCGCAAGUCUUCCCGGGACCCAGUAAUGGCACCAGACCUAAAACAGCUGACGGAGGCAUCCGGCCAGUGGAGAAAAGAGGACCUUACAUCAUGUCGAGAGCUCCAGCAAUACACCUCAAACUACAGAAACACAGGGAGAUGGCGAGGAAAGCCCUGAAGAAGAAAGCUCUUUCUCCAGGACCCCCUGUGGUGCAUCAGCCCCGACAAGGAGCCAAGAGGACGGUGAAGUAUAACAAGGGCUACGCUGCUCUGAGUCAACAUGCUGAGGACAGUUUAGUGGCUCUGGACUCAGACAGUGACGAGGAGAUAGAUUUUGAGCAGUACUCUUCGGGAUACUCUUCAGCCGAGGACAAAGCCGGCCCCCACAAAGAGAUCUACCCGUACCUGAUCCAGGAGCUGCAGCCCACGCUGUCAGAGCUCGGCAUCUCCACUCCAGAACAGCUCGGCAUGGACAAGUUAUAGACCCUCCAGGUCCUUGGAUGUAUAACGAGAUGACGAUGAGCUCUUCUGAUUCCCCACUUUAAAUAUGUCUAUAUAUUGUUGAUCAAAUCCAUGCUUUCCUGUUGUGUACAAAAUGGUGGACCUAAUAAUAAAGAAACCAAUCAUUUAA